AUGUGUUUCAAUGGUCUUCAGUCAAUUACAUCAUUAGAGCAGCAGUUCCUUGAACUUCGGAUCCCGGAACUCGACUUGCUAAAUACCCCAGAGACCACUAUCAAGGCCGUCCUUGCAGACAUCUACAAAAUAUCGGAGGAGCUUCACAUGCAUUUACAAGGAGGACCACUGGCGGACGCUCCUCAGCAAUCCAAAAAGGACGGCGGCAUUGUCAUUUCUGGCGAGACUCAACGGCAAAAGCGGAUCAAGGAAAUUCUCGACAGGAUUGUCCGUGAGACCUCUCUCUACGAGGAGUUUGUCCGGAACUCUAACUAUCUGAACCUGGAUUCAAUUUUGAACGAGGUGUCAGACGACGAUGAGCAUGAACUACAGGGAUUCGGGAACCUCAGGGGCGGCGGCACGUCGGAGAUGGAUUCAGCGUCGGAUAUUCAUCGCGAAGAUACCCUCUCACAGACCUCUAUUAUGUCUGGACAUCAGUACGGACACGUUGGCGUUACUUCGUUGCCUAGCUCGCCCCUGUCAGGGCUGUCGUUUCGAUCCGUUGAGCCUAUGCAUCGCCUUCGUCCUCACCCACUGUCCCACGCUGGACCUGGCUCAGUCGCUUCAUCGUCUGCAAUCACGGGACGCCAUUCAAGGACGUCGUCGAUCUCAUUUUCAGUAUCAGGGAUCAACAACCUCUCGGAUUCUCAUUCACCAGGUCCUGGCGCUGGCGCUGAGCCCUGGGAGACCUUCAGAUGGACACCAUUGCUCAAACUCUCAGACCAGCUUUUCUCUGACGAUAUCAAGGCCUCGUCAGGAUUGGGAACAUGCAUCGCGGUUUCUAAUAUCAUCGCGGUGGGUACCAGUCGAGGAUCCAUCUUGGUAUACAGUACCACUCAGGCACUUAUGGGCAUUUUUGGCAAUCCGCAAUAUGCACUGGAGCACGGGUCGGUGUGUUCUAUUGCCAUCUCUUCCGAUAACACGUACAUGGUAGCUGGACACUCUCUUGGAAGCGUCAUUGUCUGGAACGUGAGCAAACCCAACGCCCCAUCCAGGAUCAUUCCUCCCAUUGCCAAGGAUGUUGCGUUAUCAGGAAGGAAGCUUGGACAUAUCCGAGGAUCUGCGGUUUUGAAUGUUGGUUUUAUUGGAAUCAAGCGUGCCGAAGUCGUCAGCGCCGAUGACCAGGGCAUGUCGUUCCACCACCUCUUGUACAAAGUCAUGAUGGUCAACGCUGUGGAGACGACGCGCCUUCUUGGAAAAUACCCAAGUCCAAAGUUCUUGCUGAUCGUGUGCGUAAAGCCGCAGCCUCAGACACUUUUCAAGUUUGUGAGACCCAAGGAGCUUCAGAGUAGGGACGGCGAAUCAACGGCGGUGAUAUCUGAUAGUGAAGUUGUGGAGACGAACCCAAUGCUUGCGUUCUCGUGGAACCGACACUUGUACAUUUUUCAGGUUCUCAAAGCAACUGGACAGAGCCAGGAACUGGGAUCCGUGCACCUCAACCCUGACCGAAAGUCGGCACCAGAGGCGAACGGGAAGACCCCGAAGCUCGACUUUGUCAAGAUUGGCGAUUGGAUUUGUAGGGAAGGCAUCGUUGGAAUUCAGUGGGUUCGACCACAGAUCCUACUGCUUUUGACCAACACGGAAGACAUCAUUGUCUUUGACCCCAAGCUCAUGUGCGAGACAGAGAGGUGCAGUGGACGCUCGUUGCAGAUUGUCUAUCACGACUGGUUCAGAGACGUUGCCAAAGUACAUCGCCCUCCUGCCGCUAUCGCCUCGGUUGACUCCAAGCCAGUAAUAGGCGACAUGAGCUACAACAAUAGUUGGAGAGUCCAUAAAGGAAAACUCUUUGUCCUUGGUGUGCGUCGAGUCCAAGUUGGAACGAUCCUCAACUGGACUGACCGCAUUUUGGCAUUGGUCAAGUCUGGCGACUUUUUGGAAGGAAUUGCACUGGCGACAUUAUUCUACACAGGAAAAUCGGUUCAAGCAGCAGUAGUAGGACUGCCGGAGGACGAGUCGACACGCAAACAGGUUGUCGGAGAGAAGAUCUACGAGCUCUUGACAGCAUCCCUCAACUACACAUUCAACCCGGAGCGGAUGAUGGAUGUUGACGCGGACGCGGCCGCUGGAGGAGUUGGGGCCGGCACUGUUCUGUUCCACGAUCUGGCCAUCCAGGCUAUCGAGACAUGUCUUUCCAUCGAUGACCAAGGAUUUCUGUUCGAGGACGUGUACGAGCGAUAUGCCGAAGCUAGCACACUUGUCAGGGGAAUCUUCCUUCAAUCUCUGGAGGGGUACAUUCUUCAGGAUCGACUCACCGAGAUGCCGCCGCAGGUGAUGCAGGCCUUUGUCAAGUGCUACGGCGACCGCGGGAUGUACAAGGCCCUGGAACUCUGCAUAUGUCACACGCCAUGUCAUGUUCUCGAAAUGGACCAGAUCGUGGACCUUUGUCAAAAACACCAGCUCUACAACGGCCUGAUCUACGUCUGGAACAAGAGUAUCGGCGACUAUGUCAGUCCAGUCGUGGAGUUGCUUCGCGUAAUCAAGAGUAUCCUGAAGGAGAGCCAGUCAGCGGACUCCCUUGAGGAGAGUGGCGAUGAGCAGGACCAACCAAGUUCCUACAAGGAGGAGUCUUCUCUUUCUAGGGCGAUCUCGGACGACAAACCAGCACAGCCGGAGCGACUUUCGAAUCAGGAAAUUGUGCAAAAGUUGUAUGGAUAUCUUGCCGACAGUCUACUCGGCAAGUCCUACAUCGACGGGACAAAAUUGAAGGAAGCAGAGGCGGUGGCGGCCAAGGUUUCUCUCUACUCGUUUAUCUUUUCAGGACGGUGCGUGAUGUGGCCGCCUGUAGGAGGCCAACUCAUUCUUACCCGGGAUGCUGACAACGCCGACGAUGCAGAGCCGACCUACCCGUACCUGAAGCUGUUUUUGAAGCACGACAGCGAGGAAUUCCUUAAAGUCAUCGACCUUGCCUUUGAGGACAGCUACCUUGCUUCGACAAAUCGUGACUUUUCUCAGGUUACCAGGAACGGACAGGACGGCCCAGGUAGAGUGAUGAGUCGCCAGCUCAUCAUCAAUACCCUGUUGGAGGUCCUCACGCCUAGCACGUCGUUCUCGAAUAUGUCCAUCUCUGACAUGAACGGCGACAACACUCGCCCUCUUGAGGAGUACACCCCCAAAGAUAUGGCCCACCUCUACAGCUUUAUUGCACGCAACUACGCCAAAUCACCCAAAGCCCUUGCCCUGUCACCAACAACCCUUCACAGGAUCCUCACCCGACUUUCGAGCGACACGGACCCAUCAACAAGAGAGGAGCGACAAGUGGCAGUGCAGGCCUUGCUUCGAUGCUACUCACCGGCGGACGAAGCAGGCAUGAUGACUCUCUACACCGAGGCAGGAUUUUACCGUGUGCUGGAGAAGAUGUAUCGGUCCCAGAAGCAGUAUGGACCUAUGGUAGUGACAUUCCUCAAGGAUCCUGAGCGCCGCCCUCUAGUGUUUGAAGCGAUCCGUAAGCUGCUCGACCCUACCAGACCGCAGCGCAUCAACAUUACCGAGAAGCAGAGGACUGACAUUGUCAAGACAGCGAUGGAGCACAUUGCCGAGAUUGUCGACAUUGACGGCGAGCAGGCAGCCCUUCUCGUUCACAGGUACCUGAAUGCCGAGCAUCGUUCUGUCCUCGAGACUCUUCACGGAUCCAAGCCUCGUCUCUUUGCCUACCUUCGCGGAUUGCUUGAACCCUCAAAUAUCCCCGUUGCGGACCGUGCCCCUCCCUUGGACGGAGACUAUACAUUAGGAAGCCAUUCGAAGAUCGAGAACGACAGCGAACGACUCAUCGGUGCCUCAGCGAUCACGGACCCGGAAAUCCACGAACAGUACGUCGAACUCCUGUGCCAAUACGACCCGUCUGGUGUUUACGACUACCUGGAGAGACAUCAAGAUAACAGCUAUCGUCUGGAGAAGGUGCUGAAACUCUGCGAGAACGCUGGGGUUGUAGACGCUGUCGUCUGGAUCAUGGAGAGGAGCGGCAAUGUUGGAGGUGCACUGAGCAAGGUGUUGGAGAUUGUACAGGAACGUAUAGAUAUUCUGGCGGGUUUGGUCAAGUCCAAGGAGGAUGGCAAGGUCCAGGAUAAGUACUGGUCGAUGGAGGAGCAGUCUAACAUGCGUGCCAGCUUGGUGCGCCUUCGAGGUGUGUUGAACGUGGGUAAACAGCUCUGCGAGCGACGGAGUCAGAAGGUCAAGAUCCUGUCGCAUACCACCACCGCCCCCGCGCAGCCAAAGUCAACAGCAGAGAGUGACACUGAGACGCUGUGGUUUAGAUUGUUGCAGGUGUUUGUCGCAGCCUCGAGGAAGAUGACCCUGUUGAUUGCAUCGAGCCGCAUGGAGAAGGACGAUCAGGACGACGAACCGCUUCCCAAAACCACGCUAAGCACGCUUUUGAUCGAAAAUGCACCACCUGCGCUAUUUUCCAACUCGACACCCGAGAGCCAGCAUUCGUUCCAAGUCAUUGACCAGCUCUCGAACAACUUCAAGGGCUUUGUCCAGUCGAUCCUAGCAACGUUGCUUCUUUCGACCUCUACCCCGCAGGUGUCGCUCCCAUCCCUGUUGAGACGGCUUUUGAAGUCAGAGUCUGCCGACGAGGGCGAGCUGAACCGAUUCUCGGAUUUCAAGGACAUUUUCCUGGGUAUGCUCGACACGUUCAAGUACGAGGGACAGCUGCUGGAGAUGACAAACAACCUGUUUGAGCGGGACUUGUUCUUGGGCGUCCAGCUGAUUGCGAAAACAAGAGCCAAGGGUUGGAGGCCACGGAAGGGUAACUGCGAGAUCUGUGGUGGAGCGUUCUGGGGUCCCAAUAUUGUUCGGGAACUCUGGGUUCAACAACAGCGGGCCGCUGCCAGUGCCAUCAAGGCGGCAUUAUCGACUAGCGUCACCUCUGACUCUGCAACCAACUCUGAAUCGGCCUCACCAGCUCCACCAACAACCACGGAAGCCAACGGUGUCACAAUUGCUGAUAAGGAGAAGAGUUUGACGGACAAGGACCUCCUACUCUUCCGCUGCGGGCACGGAUACCAUCGCCAGUGUCUCGAGAUGGAGUCCGCGUCGGCCCCUGUUCUGCCGUCCAACGGUCCCAAUCUCCACAGCCAACUCAUGCAACCUCUCGGACAAUCACCAUCACCUGCUCUCAGGGUUCUCAACUGUGCUGUGUGCAAUGGUCAUAUCAAGGCACCGCGAGCAAGAACCUCCUCGCGUCCCACAUCCCGGAGCGAUAGUCGCCAUCAUCAAAACCGCCAUCACCCUAACCAGCGAUCUUCAAAGUCUGUCAAAGGAGGAUGGACGACCAUAGAAUCCCCGACACCACGGGCGAGCACUCAGCCUUCGAGGAUGACGAUGGUCGUGACCCCUCCACCACCGCCGCCAGUUAGGGAUAUGACGACACCUGUCAACGACCGGCCGCAAACACCUGUGAAUGGACAGGAUGCAGACGGAUACGAGUCUUCCGGUCCUGGCGGGCAGUACCAGAACAGUAACGAGUACGAGGCAGCAACGAGCCCGAGCAUGAAGAGCGACAAGGGCAAAGGACGAGCACAAUACUAA
Molecule: messenger RNA, 5565 nt
Organism: Linnemannia hyalina
Lineage: Eukaryota; Fungi; Mortierellomycota; Mortierellomycetes; Mortierellales; Mortierellaceae
Source: the annotation of a GenBank genome assembly